Molecule: messenger RNA, 3954 nt
Organism: Plasmopara halstedii
Lineage: Eukaryota; Oomycota; Peronosporomycetes; Peronosporales; Peronosporaceae
Exons: 5
Coding region: 1-3954 (1317 amino acids)
Biological process (GO): phosphatidylinositol dephosphorylation
Cellular component (GO): intracellular membrane-bounded organelle
Molecular function (GO): phosphatidylinositol-3,5-bisphosphate 5-phosphatase activity
Source: RefSeq, a predicted model, not a curated record
AUGAGCAUCUCAGGACCGCUAUACCGCCGAACACCGCGGCUGUUGUUUAACCGCAGCAAGCCAGGGGAGUGGAGUCUUGUUUGGUGUGAGCUCGCCGUAGAGCGCGGUGAGCUUCUAGUCUCGCUGGAUUCCGACAGCCGUAGCCGCAUUAUCUCCAUCCCCGUAAAAGAUUGUGAGCUCGCUCAUGUGCGCAGCGACGGUCGCGACUGCAUCGAAUUGACAAUCAACCGAGGCAAGAAGGAAACUUUCUCGUCUCACGAGUCCAGCCACGAUGUGGAUUGGUGGAUGACAACAUUAAUCUCUGUUAAAAGAGACUUGCAGCGGGGAAUCAAGCCUCAACUUUCCCUGGUCACAGCUCACGUAUCAGAACCGGCAACUAGACCAAAGCAUAUGCGCCGCCCAUCGUCGCAGUUUAAUUUUGGAGCCGCACUAAAUGGAGCAGGACUCGGACGACCGACUUUGAAACGACGCAAACCAGCGUUGGCUACAUCGGAGACGCUGUUUGAGCGCUUCACAAUUUAUGAGACGCCUUCGAUGUACUACGUCGUUUGUUCGGACCGUCAUUAUUCUCGAUUUCGGAUGAUCGAAUUGAAUCGGAUGGUAGAACGGCCUCAGAAGCUAGCGGAAGUUAUAAACGAAGAUAAAAUGAUAUAUGACUGGGAACAGAUGGAAGCGAAGUUGCAAGCACUUGCCGAGCUGGCUCGAGUGCGUGGCACAGGGCGACUUGAGCGAGCGUUUACAGCCGUGGCCAUUGUUGGCUGCAUUCGCUUCUUGCGUGACUACUACUUUAUCUUCGUCACACAGCGACGAAAGAUAGGUAACAUCGGAGGCAACUCGAUAUACGGAAUCUCAGCUACGCAGCAGCUGAAUGUGAGUCGGCCUGAAAAAGAUCGAAGCGCAUGGACACAGUUCAACCGCUGGUUUAAUAUGAGUCCUGAAGAAGAAGCAGAAGCGCGGUACCUUGGCCUUUUUCACUUUUUAGAUUUAACAAAGGACUUUUACUUUAGUUACUCUUACGAUAUCACGCACACAUUGCAGCAUAACAUGACAACGGAGCAUUCGGAGCCGGCAGAACUGUUCACUUGGAAUUUUUACUUGACGCAAGAAUUACGAACUUGCUUAAGUGGUGGCGCUGCAGCGGAUCUUAUCGUACCCCUUGUACUUGGCUGCUACGAGCAACGCAAGUGCUCGGUGUUUGGACGUCUUGUGAGCAUCGUGCUUCUGGCUCGUCGCUCGCGUCACUUUGCAGGCACGCGCUACUUGAAACGUGGUGUGGCGGACACCGGCAAGGCAGCGAAUGACGUGGAAACAGAACAAAUUAUUGAAGACGAGAGUAUGGGUCCGGGCAAGUUUAGCUCAUUUGUACAGCAUCGCGGAUCAAUUCCAGUCUUUUGGUCACAGGAGACGUCAGCCACGCUGCCAAAGCCACCGAUUGUGCUGAACCGUGUCGAUCCAACGUAUGCGGCGACACAAAAACAUUUCGCUGAUUUGUUUUCGCGCUACGGCUCACCCAUUGUAGCGCUUAAUCUUGUCAAGCAGUCCGAAAAGAAAGAACGUGAAGUCAUUGUUGGGAACGAGUACAUGAACGCUGUCGAGUACCUUAACAGCUUUAUGCCACCAAAACAUCGUGUGCGCUAUGUGGCAUUGGAUUACUCGCGACUGUCAGGUCCGAAACAGAAAGGCCUUAAUGUGCUGCAUUCGCUGGAUAAAGUGGCUGUGUGGGCUCUUACGCAGACAGGGUUCUUUUGCAGUGCGCCAAAACGGCAGAUUAACCAGAACGGUAAUCGGCGCACAGCACAAGCGUUUUUUCCAAGCCCGCCAUCUGAGAUAUGGGAUGCAUCUUUGACGUCAAGUAAUCUGCGACAACAGGGCGAGACACGUGAAGAAGCAGCAGUCAAUAAAUCUCCAUCAUCUCCGACGAUUACAAGAAACUCUGGCGAUUGGCUUGAACAACGAGGGAUUCUUCGCACGAAUUGUAUUGACUGUCUCGAUCGCACCAACGUUAGUCAGUUUAGUGUGGGGAUGCGAGCGCUGGGUCAACAGCUUUACGUGAUGGGUAUCAAGAAUACGCCUCUAUUAGAGAGCCGAUCACAGCUUGUUCUGGUUUUAAUGAAGCUGUAUUCCCUUAUGGGCGAUGCAAUUUCAAUGCAAUACGGUGGAUCUGAAGCGCACAAAAACGUCAAGAACAGCGCGGCUCGGGAAAAUGUCAAGCAUCGUGAACUUUUGACGUCGAUUCGACGGUACUAUAGCAAUUCGUUCACCGAUACGGCAAAGCAGGAUGCAAUUAAUAUUUUCUUAGGUCACUUUGUGCCACGAGAAGGCUUUCCCCCGUUGUGGGAGCUUGAUUCUGACUACUAUCUUCACAAUUUCGAGGUGCGUAAUGGUAUGGCUGCGUGCGAAAAUGUUCGGCGCAAUCUUGCUAUUCAUGCUGAGAACAAACAAAAUGCAUUCAGCGAGCUUCCUGAUAUACAGCACUUGCAGUUGUCGUACUGUUCGUCGUCGGACGAUGGUAGCGAGGAUAGCAACGACAAGGAACCAACGCGUGAACGCAGUCUAGUCAAGGCAGCCAGACAACAGGCGAAGCGCGAUGCAUACAUCCGUGGAUGUAGAAGGGUUUUGGAUGAAUGGUGGAAGGAACCUCUGGAAAAAUUUGAGCGGCUAAAGUUUUGCCAGCCACCCAGGGAGGAUAAGACACAUUGCGUAUGUGACAGGGUCGCUAUCAAAGAAAUCAGACAAGAUAAUUUGACUGAGGACUGUUCGGAUGAUUUCAUGCAUAUGUACCAUCCAGAAGAAUUGACAACUUUCGACAAGGUGUUAGGAUACAAAUUUAUGCUACCGAUGGAGAUAUCGGACGAAGUGCAUGAUGAAGACAAGCAUCGAUCGGAAAGUGCGGUCGUAGCACAUUUAACUUCGGCUCCCUUGUCCUCGUCAAUGUCUGGACUAUCGUGCGUUGGUGAAGACAAUUUCUCAUAUCAGCGUGGUCAAACAAGUAAAGGACCGCGAUCGUAUCGAAGCAUGAGCGCUCCUGAUAUUGGGGAAGACCAGCCGCCGUCCACUCAAAAGUUUCGCGAUACUGGAUGUGAGUACAAAAGCGGAUUUCAAGAAGAGAAUUCUAAUAUUGAAGGCCUGGAGACCCGUCGGGCUUCUCGAUUAGCCUCAGCAGAAUCAACUAAAAGGUAUGGAGUUGAUAACUUCGCGAUGCAUAAAGCAAUUGUGAAGCGCAGGGACGACCAAACUAGCGUCAACAGUUUUGUGUGGAGCAGAGGGAAUCGUAAAUUUGUAGGUGAUUGCUCCCCAUCUGUUUCGGAUCCUGUGUAUCAACAAUACGUGCUUCGAAAAGAAUCACCUCAAAUGUGGGAAAAAGAUAAUGAGAAUGUGAAAAUGUACUUCGAGACUUACAUGCGCGAAAACCACAUCAGUCCUGAUGAUGCGCGAGGACUUCGUGAUGCACAAGCGCGUGCUGGUGCUACGUUCAAAUUGCAAGUUGGUCCGUACACCGGAUUAGAACAACACGUGAAGGCUCGAGUCCUGGUAUCCAAGAAGCUUCAAACCGAAGCCGAAGAUCAAAAAAUAUUCGAGGAUACAUUGGAUCUAAAAAAAUUUGUCAGAACAGGAGAAGCGUCAGUUCCUGCAGAUAGUUUAGAGCUUUAUAAGACGUUUUUUGAUGAGGAAUUACCAAAUGUGGAUACAUACCGACCGACGACAGAAACGAAGCCGCCAGGUUCUAUGAGGAAAGAUCUCACUCCUUCAGUCGCCAAAAGAUGCACAUCAGCCACCGCUCUAUCUACCGUGCUCGCCCAUAGCAUCCAUCAACUGUCUUUAAACAAAAAGACUCGCACCCGUUUUAGCAUUGGAAAUCUCAUUCCCGUUGGUCCAUUGUUCAAAAUGGACGGCGGGAAAGACCGUGACUUUAUUGUAUUCAACGAAGCUGCUGCGGACAACGACAUUCGGUGA